Molecule: messenger RNA, 1221 nt
Organism: Penicillium canescens
Lineage: Eukaryota; Fungi; Ascomycota; Eurotiomycetes; Eurotiales; Aspergillaceae
Product: FAD-dependent oxidoreductase
Exons: 4
Coding region: 1-1221 (406 amino acids)
Molecular function (GO): FAD binding
Source: RefSeq, a predicted model, not a curated record
AUGCACGUCUUGAUUGUUGGAGGAGGUCUAGGCGGACUCAGUCUCGCUCAGAGCCUACGCAAACAAGGUAUCUCCUUUGAGGUUUUCGAGCGCGAUGCCGACGAGAAUGCCCGAUUCCAGGGAUGGGCGAUUGCCCUACACUCCAUCAUCGAUCGUUUAUCGUCUUCUGUUCCAUCCGAUCUGCCAGAUCUCAGAGAAUCGACGAACCAUCUAUCGCCUUUGAAGCUUCCACCUCAGAUAGCGAUGUAUCUACCGGGUCGGACGGAUCGCGUCGGUUUCCAGGACUCUCCUCAGUUUCCAAUCAUCCGUGCGGAACGUGGUCGUCUUCGCAAGUGGCUGGCGACCAACAUUCCUGUCCGAUGGGGCUGCCAAGUCACGCGCAUCGAGCACGACGAGCAUGGAGUCUCAGUCCAUUUGGGAGAUGGAUCGAUUGCGAAAGGAGACUUUCUGGUCGGUGCAGACGGAAUAAAUAGUGUGGUCCGAGAGCAUCUCCUCCACCGAUCUAGCAAAGAACUCCUGCAGGUUGUGCCUCUUGCCACAGUUGUCGGUGAGCUAACCCUGUCGGGGGAGGCAUUCAAACGCCAAUUAUCCCUUGGUCACAGCGGUUACAUGUGCAUACGCUCAGACCUUGGGUUCAUCGCCUUCGUCGGGCUGCACUACACACUGCCAGACGGACUUUCUGGUCGCUACUACUGGAAUUUCAUGCAAAGCAGUGACGUUUCAGAUCCCAACCACUGGCUCCAGACGGCCAGUCCGCAGGAGAAACGGGAUCGUGUACUGAAUGCGAUCGGUGGCAUGCCGGCUGAAUUACGCGAGAUCUUUGAGCAGACCCCGGUCGAGGGAAUCCGGCCCGAGUCGCAUGUUUGGCGGGAUGUCGAGUUGGAUAGCUUGCCAGUUGGUCGGGUCGUCCUGGUAGGAGAUGCGGCGCAUGCCAUGACCCCAUUCCGUGGUGAAGGUGGGUAUCAUACGUUGAUUGAUACACUUCUCUUGGGUAAUAUCUUCGGAGAUAUGAAUACUGGUGCAAAAUUCAAGGAUCCUGCGGUUGUCGGGGAGAUAAUUGCUGGUUAUAAUGAGGAGAUGCUUCAGAGAGGCAGAAAGGCCGUGCAGGAUUCUAGAAAUCUGCAUGGAAAUGCAGGACGAGUUGGGCCUGAUGGGAAACCCUUAGUUGUGGAGAUGAUGCCAUUGUCAGAUGUGGAAAUCAAGUUGGGAAUUGAUAGUUGA